This is a messenger RNA of Anas platyrhynchos (mallard), 414 nucleotides long. The record is from RefSeq and is a predicted model, not a curated record. NCBI's taxonomy places the organism in Eukaryota, Metazoa, Chordata, Aves, Anseriformes, Anatidae.
AUGGGCUAUGUGGGGAUCUUUGUGGAUAUUGACAUUCUUACCAAGGACACUGCAGACCGAGGGAAGAGAAAGCUGUGGGUGCACGUCCUGCCCCGAGAUAUGUCCUGCUACAACCGGUGCCUGCCGUGCCUGCCAUGCGGACCCUGUGGCCCGACCCCGCUGGCCAACAGCUGCAAUGAGCCUUGUGUCCAGCAGUGCCAGGACUCCAACGUCUUCAUCCAGCCCUCUCCCGUGGUGGUGACCCUGCCUGGCCCCAUCCUCAGCUCCUUCCCGCAGAACACUGCUGUGGGAUCCUCCACCUCUGCUGCUGUUGGCAGCAUCCUCAGCUCUCAGGGAGUGCCCAUCUCCUCCGGGGGCUUUGGCCUCUCCGGCUUGGGCAGCCGCUUCUGUGGCAGGAGGUGCUUCCCCUGCUAA